CCGCCCAACAGACAACAUAAACCCCGUCGUUGCCCGGCUAAUCCACCAUCUCUGUCGCUCCUUCCGACGGCUUUCGAGUGAGAAACAAGGGAAGAGUCAAAAAAUGAGCGAAAUUGGGGGCGGAUCUGAUCCUCCUUCUCCUUCUCUCUCAGUGACAUCAUCUGAAGCAUCAAAGAGCAGUGGAACUGGCUUUGAUGCUAAUCGAAUUGCAGAAGUGAAAGCGUGGCUUGUUUCCCAAUUUGAUGCAGCUGGUAAAGACAUACCUGAUUUUGAAUACACUCCUCGAAGCAUUGCUCACCUACAGAAUAUUGCCAUCCUGUCCCAAGCCAAAACUCAGGCUGCCACCAUCGUGGCAAAUGACUUUCGUCAAAAAGCUGCAGAAUAUCGCUCCCAAGCUGCUAGGAUGAGAGAAGUACUGGAGCAUGUGGGAUUGGUGCAAGAGAGUUUACCAUCUAAUGUGGUGUUGUCUUCCCAAGUUCUUGCCAGUGUGGCAAAUCUGUUGAAUAUUAGGGAUACUGAACUAAGCAGUUUUCUUGUAGCAAUGGCAGAUCUAUCUCUGAGAAAAACAGCAGUUGAAGAGAAGAGGGCUAAGGUGCAGCAUGAAUCCAAAGAACUUCUUGACUAUACUCGAAAAGCAUUAGCAAGAUUAACUUAUCUAAAAAGAACACUAGCACAAUUGGAAGAUGAUAUACCUCCUUGUGAAGCUCAAAUGGAGCACUGGAAAACGAAUUUGGCGAUAAUGGAAUCAAAAGAAAGACAAUAUAUGCAACAGUAUUCUAAUUAUAAGGCAAUGCUCAAUCGGGUGGGCUAUAGCCCUGAGAGUAGUCAUGGAGUGUUGGUAGAAAUGGCAGAACACAGGAAGGACCUGGAGAAGAAAACAAAACCAAUCCUUGACACAUUAAGAAGCUACCAAGACUUGCCUCCUGACAAGGCUUUGGCUGCACUGGCAAUCGAGGAUAAGAAGAGGCAAUAUGCUGCUGCUGAGAAGUACCUUGAAGAUGUAUUGCAGUCGGCUCUUGCGACUUCUGAGUGAAAUCCAACUACUAUAAGUGGCUUCCUUUCAUUGACGAUUUGAUUUGAUAUAAUUAAAAUCGAGUUUUUUUGCGCUUGACGUCUUGAUUAUGGUGUUUUUAAGAAAUGAUAUUCCUCUACUCUUUUGGUCCUUUUGCAUUGUCUUGAUGCUUUUCUCCAGGCUGUGAAAAUUUUCAGGACUGAUGAGUAUUUUCUGUACAGUUAUCAGGAGAACACAUUAUUUUGAUAGAAUGUCUA
This is a messenger RNA of Sesamum indicum (sesame), 1269 nucleotides long. RefSeq names its product AUGMIN subunit 1. Gene Ontology annotation, biological process: spindle assembly. Gene Ontology annotation, cellular component: HAUS complex; cytosol. Lineage: Eukaryota; Viridiplantae; Streptophyta; Magnoliopsida; Lamiales; Pedaliaceae. The record is from RefSeq and is a predicted model, not a curated record.